AUGUAUGCCACCACCAAGGAUGGCAGCGAAGGACCAAUAACGCAAGCUGAGAUGGAGCAGAUUGCAAAGUCAGACCAGCGCACUUUCAGGACUGUACGCGAGAAAUGCUCACACUGCUGAACGCCGUACUUUUGGCACAGCCAACUACCCGCCGGCGCGGCGCAUGCGUCGAGGUGUGCAAUGUCUCCCAACUUCUGUCUCAACACUUGUCCUUCACCGCUGCUACAAAUGUCCAGCAUUUGCUGAUCCCACUCGCGAGCUUCUGGGUCAUAGAGUCCCGUCAUAGCCGCCUCGGUGUGGUUGAAGCUGGAUUUGAUGGCGGUAAGUGACAGUUGCGCAAAGUUCGAGGGAAUAGUCGUGCUCACCUAGGCAUCUUGCUUGUCAGAACAGCACAGAUCAGCGAGCCUGCAGUGA
Ceraceosorus bombacis is the source of this 414-nucleotide messenger RNA. The record is from the annotation of a GenBank genome assembly. NCBI's taxonomy places the organism in Eukaryota, Fungi, Basidiomycota, Exobasidiomycetes, Ceraceosorales, Ceraceosoraceae.